Molecule: messenger RNA, 580 nt
Organism: Lactuca sativa (garden lettuce)
Lineage: Eukaryota; Viridiplantae; Streptophyta; Magnoliopsida; Asterales; Asteraceae
Product: protein DELETION OF SUV3 SUPPRESSOR 1(I)
Biological process (GO): proteasome assembly; double-strand break repair via homologous recombination; mRNA export from nucleus
Cellular component (GO): proteasome regulatory particle, lid subcomplex; proteasome complex
Source: RefSeq, a predicted model, not a curated record
UGAGAUUUGGUGUUGGGUUGACCUAAGCCCGUUUUAUCUAACCUGACCCGGUCUAAAUGUGGUUAUCGCAUAUAUAUAAAUGGAGGCUUCACCGUUACAGUCUCAUUCUUAUUGAGUCUUCACCGAUUCAACCGAUUUAUCUCUUGUGAAUACUCGUGUUUGUAAGUGAGGCAAGAAUGGCAACAACGGAACAACCUAAGGUAGUGACUGAGGAAGCUAAGAUUGAUCUGUUCGAAGAUGACGAUGAAUUUGAGGAGUUUGAUAUCAAUCGAGUGUGGGAUGGAAAGGAAGAAGGAAAAGAACUUGCUCAACAAUGGGAAGAUGAUUGGGAUGAUGAUGAUGUCAACGAUGACUUCUCCCUCCAGCUCAAGAAAGAGCUUGAAAACAAUGCUGACAAAAAGUGAGUUGAAUCUACAUAUCUAGCUUUGUUUUAGGACUUGAAAAUGGCUUUGUUUGCCUGUUACAUUUCUCUUCAACUAUAAAAUUGUUCAACUCUAGAACUUUUGUGGUUUGAUCUUGGCUAUGUUUGUUGAUCAAUAGAUGUUAACGGAUGGAUGUUUAUGACUUCCAUUUGUAUGAA